Messenger RNA from Penicillium robsamsonii, 1938 nucleotides. Its product is annotated as GMC family oxidoreductase. Bases 1 to 1938 code for a protein of 645 amino acids. The transcript has a single exon. The record is from RefSeq and is a predicted model, not a curated record. Gene Ontology annotation, molecular function: flavin adenine dinucleotide binding; oxidoreductase activity, acting on CH-OH group of donors. NCBI's taxonomy places the organism in Eukaryota, Fungi, Ascomycota, Eurotiomycetes, Eurotiales, Aspergillaceae.
AUGCUUUUUGGUCGCCUUCUUGGCGUGGCCGCACUGUCUGCCAUCGUCAAGGCUGUUGAGUUAUCAGGCUAUGAAUACAUCGUGGUUGGCUCUGGGGCAGGAGGUGGUCCUCUAGCAGCGCGACUCGCUUUGGCAGGUCAUAGCACACUUCUUAUCGAAGCCGGAGAUGACCAGGGAGCGAAUUUGAACUAUACUGUCCCGGCUUUCUCUGCAAAGGCUUCCGAGGAUGAAGCUCUGGCAUGGAACUUUUACGUCAAGCACUACACUGAUGAUGCUCGGCAAAAGCUCGACUUCAAGACAACAUACGAAACCCCCGAUGGCAAAGAGUACACGGGGCUGAGCCCACCCGCGGGUUCCAAAGUGAAAGGCACACUCUACCCCCGUACCGGAACACUUGGUGGUUGCACGGCACACAACGCUCUCGUUACCGUCUACCCUCACGACUCUGACUUUGAAUACCUCGCCACACUCACCGGAGAUGGCUCAUGGUCACCCGACAACAUGCGCAAGUACUUUGAGCGCAUGGAGAACAACCGCUACCUGCUCCCACUACUCAAGGGCCACGGCUAUGAUGGGUGGUUGAGCACCGAGACCGCACCACUAAGCAUUGUCUUGGAAGACCCCCAGCUCCUGAGCCUGCUGCUUGGCGGAGCAUUUUCCCUAGGCAAUGCGACCAAGUCGGUUUUCAACAUCGGCACACUCCUCGCAGGAGACGGAAACUCGGCCACAGACCACCGCGACACCAAACCAGGAUAUUAUCAAGUCCCCGUAGCUUCCGAUGAAGGCUCUCGUAACGGUCCUCGCGAGUUCUUGACCGCCGUUAGGGAUGCGAAGAACGCCGAUGGGUCUAAGAAGUUCCCACUUGACAUCCGUAUGAACUGCCAUGUGACCAAGGUCACCUUUGACGAGACUGUCACCCCUCCCCGUGCGACCGGUGUUGAGUUCCUGGACGGCAAGUAUCUAUACAGCGCCAGUCCCCGCUCCAAAACCGCCGGCAAGGGAACGCCGGGCUCAGCAGCAGCUUCGCGGGAAGUUAUCGUCUCCGGCGGCGUGUAUAACUCGCCCCAGAUCCUGAAGCUCAGCGGUGUUGGACCAGGAGAGGAGCUCCAGAAGUUCGGAAUCAAGGUUGUCUCUAACCUUCCCGGUGUCGGUACGAACCUGCAAGAUCACUACGAGACUGCGGUGCAAGGUCAAGCCCCUAAGGACUUUGCCGCCCUUAAGGGAUGCACGUUCAAUAAUGGUGAUAGUGAUCCCUGUCUUGACCGUUGGAAUAAGCCAGUCCUUGGUAACCACGGCAUUUACUCGUCGAAUGGAUUCGGAGCUGCCAUGUACUACAAGAGCUCCGUCACUGCGGAUGAUAGCUUCGAUGUGUUCGUGUUCGGCGGGCCCGUCAACUUCCGUGGAUAUUUCCCUGGCUACGCUGUCAACAUCACCGAGCACCCUGACUGGUUCACUUGGGCGGUCCUAAAAGCGCACCCCCGUAACACCGCUGGAUCUGUGAUGCUCCGCUCUGCCGAUCCGCUCGAUAUGCCUGAAAUUGUUUUCAACUACUUUGACACUGGCUCUGGUGACUAUGCAAAGGAUUUGCAAGCUAUCACUGAAGCUAUUCGUCUUGCACGUGGUGCCUUCGACCGUCAGUUGGUUGAUGUGUCUGAGAUCCUCCCUGGUGAUGAUGUCCAGACUGAUGAGCAGAUCCAUGAUUAUAUCAAGAAUACCGCUUGGGGUCACCAUGCUUCCUGCACUUGUCCCAUUGGAACUGAUGAUGAUCCUAUGGCUGUCUUGGAUUCUAAAUUCCAAGUUCGUGGCGUUUCAGGCCUUCGUGUUGUGGAUGCCUCUGUGUAUCCCCGUAUUCCCGGAACAUUCACUGCGGUUUCCACUUUCUUGGUGGGUGAGAAGGCAGCUGAUGUGAUUCUGGAGGCAGCGAAAGCGAGCCAGUGA